This is a messenger RNA of Nicotiana tabacum (common tobacco), 399 nucleotides long. The record is from RefSeq and is a predicted model, not a curated record. NCBI's taxonomy places the organism in Eukaryota, Viridiplantae, Streptophyta, Magnoliopsida, Solanales, Solanaceae.
AUGACCACAGUAAGGACUGCUAUAGCUAUUGUUGCCCUUAGACAUUGGUCUGUGUACCAAAUGGGUGUACAUAAUGCUUUUCCCAAUGGUGAUCUUGCUGAGGAAGUUUAUAUGACUCUUCCUCAGGGAUUUGGUAGUCAGGGGGAGUCUGAAGAAGGCAUUCUAAUGUGUCAAAGGAAAUAUACUCUAGAGAUGAUAUCAGAAGCAGGAUUGUUAGGAGCAAAGCCUAAAUACACACCUAUGGAACAAAACCUGAAGCUAACAAGCACAGAAUAUGAUGAAUGUGUGCAGAGAACUGAUGCAGAUGAGCCAUUGAAGGACAGAAACAGCUUCCAGAGACUCAUUGGCAAGUUAUUAUACUUGACCAUCACUAGGCCAGACAUUGCAUAUGCAGUAUAA